CGCCAGCCCCGCGCCCCCGGCUGCCCUCCGCGCUUCUCUCGGCUCCGCGCCCGCCCCUGCGGCCCCUCCGCCCAAUGAAACUGGCCGCGAUGAUCAAGAAGAUGUGCCCGAGCGACUCGGAGCUGAGUAUCCCGGCCAAGAACUGCUACCGCAUGGUCAUCCUCGGCUCGUCCAAGGUGGGCAAGACGGCCAUCGUGUCGCGCUUCCUCACGGGCCGCUUCGAGGACGCCUACACGCCCACCAUCGAGGACUUCCACCGCAAGUUCUACUCCAUCCGCGGCGAGGUCUACCAGCUCGACAUCCUCGACACGUCCGGCAACCAUCCGUUCCCCGCCAUGCGGCGCCUCUCCAUCCUCACUGGAGACGUUUUCAUCCUGGUGUUCAGCCUGGACAACCGCGACUCCUUCGAGGAGGUGCAGAGGCUCAAGCAGCAGAUCCUGGACACCAAGUCUUGCCUCAAGAACAAAACCAAGGAGAACGUGGACGUGCCGCUGGUCAUCUGCGGCAACAAGGGGGACCGGGACUUCUACCGCGAGGUGGAGCAGCGCGAGAUCGAGCGGCUGGUGGGCGACGACCCCCAGCGCUGCGCCUACUUCGAGAUCUCGGCCAAGAAGAACAGCAGCCUGGACCAGAUGUUCCGGGCGCUCUUCGCCAUGGCCAAGCUGCCCAGCGAGAUGAGCCCGGACCUGCACCGCAAGGUGUCCGUGCAGUACUGCGACGUGCUGCACAAGAAGGCGCUGCGGAACAAGAAGCUGCUGCGAGCCGGCAGCGGCGGCGGGGACCCCGGCGACGCCUUCGGCAUCGUGGCGCCCUUCGCGCGCCGGCCCAGCGUGCACAGCGACCUCAUGUACAUCCGCGAGAAGGCCAGCGGCGGCGGCCAGGCCAAGGACAAGGAGCGCUGCGUCAUCAGCUAGGAGCUCCCCCCCAACCCCAACCCCCCCCCUCCGCGCGCCGGCGACAGAACCUAAGGAGGACCUUUUUGUUGAAAAGUCACGUCUGACGUCCGGGCCGGCUCCGGGCCGCGUGCGCGCGGACUGGCGUCUUCCUUACCCGCGCCCCGCGCCCGCGCGCACCCGGGAGGCGCAAACGACGAAGGGACAGUCAUCUGCUCUGGAAGGAAAGAGAACUGGCUCAGACCGGGACUACCCCCCAUCCCCACCUCCCGUCCCCCAUGGGCCCUGCCACCCCCACGGGUUGGGGGCACAGGCCCCGGCAGAGGGGUAAUUUGUCUUGUUUCUGACAAAGACAAGAAUGGGGG
This is a messenger RNA of Odobenus rosmarus divergens (Pacific walrus), 1258 nucleotides long. It is a transcript of the gene RASD1, whose product is annotated as RAS, dexamethasone-induced 1. Bases 75 to 914 code for a protein of 279 amino acids. The record is from RefSeq and is a predicted model, not a curated record. NCBI's taxonomy places the organism in Eukaryota, Metazoa, Chordata, Mammalia, Carnivora, Odobenidae. The transcript is spliced from 2 exons. Gene Ontology annotation, molecular function: GTP binding; GTPase activity.